This is a messenger RNA of Maylandia zebra (zebra mbuna), 5072 nucleotides long. It is a transcript of the gene cux1b, whose product is annotated as cut-like homeobox 1b. The record is from RefSeq and is a predicted model, not a curated record. Gene Ontology annotation, biological process: regulation of transcription by RNA polymerase II; intra-Golgi vesicle-mediated transport. Lineage: Eukaryota; Metazoa; Chordata; Actinopteri; Cichliformes; Cichlidae. Gene Ontology annotation, molecular function: RNA polymerase II transcription regulatory region sequence-specific DNA binding; DNA-binding transcription factor activity, RNA polymerase II-specific. Gene Ontology annotation, cellular component: Golgi membrane; nucleus.
AAGGUGACACUCCUGGAAGGUGACUCCGCUCCGUGAGCCAGCUGCUGCAGGGGCGGGUAGCGGAUGUGAUCCGUUCCGGGUGUUCCGGCCGCCCGGUCCUCUCCACUGAACUCCAACCCCCGCGCUCUCUAUCAGCAUCUCAUUCCUGUCUCAAUAUGUCUCAAGAUGGCGGCCAAUGCAGGAUCGAUGUUUCAAUAUUGGAAGCGCUUUGACUUACAACAACUACAGAAAGAACUAGACGUCACCGCCACGCAGCUUGCCAACAGACAGGACGAGAGCGAACAGUCCAGGAAGAAACUCAUCGACCUGAGCCGCGAGUUCAAGAAGAACACUCCAGAGGAUUUACGGAAACAGGUUGCACCUUUGCUUAAGAGCUUCCAAGGAGAGAUCGAUGCCUUGAGUAAGAGGAGUAAAGAAGCAGAGGCCGCCUUCUUGAACGUGUACAAAAAAAUAAUCGAUGUCCCAGAUCCUGUACCUGUGUUGGAGCUGGCUCAGCAGCUGCAGCUGAAGCUCCAGAGGAUGCACGACAUUGAGACAGAGAACACCAAACUUCGAGAGACACUGGAGGACUACAACAAAGAGUUUGCAGAGGUUAAAAACCAAGAGGUGACCAUUAAGGCCUUGAAGGAGAAGAUUCGCGAGUACGAGCAGUCUCUGAAGAAUCAAGCCGAGAACCUGGCCCAAGAGAAGCAGCUCCAGCUACACAACGACUAUGCAGAGAAGGAGAGGAAACUCCAGGAGAGCCAGGACUCCAUGUCCUCAAGGUUGGAGGAGGCCGAACAGAAAGCCCGGUCCCUACAGACAGCACUUGAAACAACUCAGGCCGAGCUCUUUGAUUUGAAGACAAAGUAUGACGAGGAAUCCACAGCAAAGGCGGAUGAGAUUGAGAUCUUGAUGACAGACCUGGAAAGAGCCAAUCAGCGAGCAGAAGCAGCUCAGAGAGAGGCAGAGUCAGUCAGAGAGCAGCUGUCCUUGAGCAACCAAUCCCAGCAGCUCAGCAGCCCGGCCAAGGCUGACCCAAACACGGAACAGUUGGAAGAGGUGGCGUCCCAUUCAAAUCUGGAGGCGGAGCUCAGGGCCAAAGAAAGAGAGACUGCCCAGCUGGUGGAAGAUGUGCAGAGACUGCAGGCCAGCCUGACCAAACUCCGAGAGACCACCAGCUCCCAGAUCUCACAGCUGGAACAGCAGCUUAGCAGCAAAUCCAAAGUUCUGAAGGAGCUGGAGGAGAAGCUGCAGAAGCAAGCUGACUAUGAGGAGGUGAAGAAGGAGUUGAGUAUCCUCAAGGCUAUGGAGUUUGGAGCAUCCGACUCUGUGCAGGACUCAUCCAAACCCCUGGAGGUUCUGUUACUGGAGAGGAACCGAAGUCUUCAAUCGGAGAGCGCCGCUUUGCGCAUCGCCAACACCGAGCUCAGCGGGUCAGCCGGGCGAAAAGGGACAGAAGAGUCCACAGCGAAGGAGGAGACCGCGCCAAGCGACCCCUCUUCCUCACCCCCUCCUCCCCCUCCCUCUCUUCCGUCCUCCUCACAGCGCCCCCUGUCUCGCACUCACACGGACCCUCUCAACACUGCCACCACCACCACCAGCAGCAGCAGCAACAGCAGUGAAACGCUCCCUUUCGCUCCUACGGGCAUUGGACAGGACUUCUACUCCCCCGUCUUCCCUCUGGUGGGUGGUAAGAUGGCUUUGAACUCCUUGAUUCAGCGGCAGCUGCUCCAGACCUUCUACUCAAAAGCCUUGCAGGAGUCCUCUGGAAUCCCCAGUGGGGCUCUACUGUUCACCCCCUUCACGCCAACCCUCAGCUCCAUCCCUACCUCCACCCCUGGCUCAGGGUCUGCUGCCAUCCCUCUAGCAGCCAGCAGCCCCCAGCCACCUCCAGCCAGCCCUGACAUGGCUCCUGUUAACGGGAGCAGUACAGCUGGCAGCGCCCCCUCCCCAUCACCAAGCCACUCUGAUGCUAAUACAGGAAGUGUUUUGGACGGGGAGGACAUGGACACAGCGGAGAUUGCUCGGCAAGUGAAAGAGCAGCUGAUCAAGCACAACAUUGGUCAGCGUGUGUUUGGUCAUUAUGUGCUGGGACUGUCCCAGGGAUCAGUCAGCGAGAUCUUGGCCAGACCAAAGCCGUGGAACAAGCUAACCAUCAGGGGGAAGGAGCCGUUCCACAAGAUGAGGCAGUUCCUCGCCGAUGAGCAGAACAUCCUCGCUCUGCGCAGCAUCCAGGGACGGCAGAGAGAGGGCUCAGGCCAGCCCCAGCUUAGCCGAGUGUUUCAGGACGCUCCGAAGCGGAGAACCCUCUCCGAUACAGCUUCACACACAGGUAACAUCACCGCUCGUGUGCGCACCCCAGAGGCAGGUUCUGAUGAAGCUAUCAAGUCCAUACUGGAGCAGGCCAAAAGAGAGCUGCAGGUGCAGAAAGCUGACUUGUCUCAUGCUCAGCCGUCCUAUGCAGGACUGAAAGGGGGAGGUGGAAUAGGAAGUGGAGGGGGGAGCGGAUCAGAUGAAGCCAUCCGCUCCAUCCUAGAACAAGCUCGCAGGGAGAUGGAAGCCCAACAGGCCGCACUGGAGCCCAUCCUUAAAGCAUCAUCUUCCUCUUCGUCAUCAGUGUCACUAUCACAGAGGGACAUCCUGAGCUCAUCUCUUACCGCCCCGCUUCCCCCUUACAACCCCCUGGCCCUUUCCCUCAAGAAACCUCCCAGCUCCCUCUUGUCCUCGCCCUCAUCCCCGUCUCCAAUUCUGGACUUUAGCUCCAGCGUGAAGAGAGAGGGCCGCAGCUCUUCGGGGGUCGAUAUGUCUGCUGAUGGAGCUCUCAGGAUGGGUCGGGGCUCAGAGGGACUGUCCCGCUCCGGAAGUGCCGGAGGAGCAGGUUACUGGAGAGAGCAGUGGUGGAGCAACAUGCAGACGGAUCCGCGAAGGACCAUGUCCAGCCAGAUAGGAGAAGAGAACCACAACCAGGAGGACUCUAAAGAGGGUAUACUGACCGACAGUCUGUCUCGACACAAACCGUGGAACAAGUUGAACCAGAGGAGCAGAGAGGCGUACCUCCGCAUGCAGCCUUGGCUCAACGGAGACCAGGGGCAAAACGCACACAUCCAGCAAACUCAGAACCAAGAGGGUACUCCCAAGACAUCAGCAAGCUGCAGCCCCGCUCCAGAGUCCCCCCUCAGUUCAGCUGAAGAAUCUGUCAAUGGUCUCACUGGGGACCCACUUGCGUCACAGUCCUCCAGUCUCAAACCUCCGUCUGAGGAUCCUUCAGGUGGGGAGUCUCAGCCGGGCACCCCGCUGCCUCUACCAGGUCACUCGGGUCUGAGCAUCCAGGAGAUGGUUGCAAUGUCUCCUGAGCUUGAUACCUAUGCCAUCACCAAGAAGGUUAAGGAGGUGCUAACCGAUAAUAACCUGGGUCAGCGUCUGUUUGGGGAGACUAUCCUGGGUCUGACUCAGGGUUCUGUCUCAGACCUGCUGGCCAGGCCUAAACCCUGGCACAAGCUGAGCCUGAAGGGCAGGGAGCCCUUUGUCCGCAUGCAGCUCUGGCUCCAGGACCCACACAGCGUGGAGAAACUUAUGGACAUGAAACGCCUGGAGAAGAAAGCAUACAUGAAGAGGCGGCUGAGCUCCUUGAGUGAUGGCCAUUCUGUGGACGGAGGCUUGGUGGGGUCAGAGUACAUGCAGGGCUCCCAGAGCCCAGGGCAGCAGCAGCUGAAGAAGCCCAGGGUGGUGCUGGGCCCUGAGGAGAAGGAGGCUCUGAAAAAGGCUUAUCAGCAGAAGCCCUACCCCUCCCCCAAAACCAUUGAGGAGCUGGCCUCCCAGCUCAACCUAAAGACCAGUACUGUUAUCAACUGGUUCCAUAACUACAGGUCACGUAUUCGGCGAGAGCUCUUCAUAGAGGAGAUCCAGGCAGCUGGAGGGGUAGGGCCUGGCAGCGAAGCGGGAUCACCUUCCCUCCGUGGGUCCAAAUCAGGAGAAGGGGACAGCUGCGAUGGGACGGAAUCUGAGGGCACAGUGGAGACACGCCAAUCUCUGGGCAUUGGCUUGGAGGAUCACAGAGGAGCAUGCAAAGACCACGACAUGGAGGCUGAGUCUGAGGCAGGGGGCUCUAAUAAUUCCCCUGCCCAGUUAGACUGCACCGCCACAGGCUUGGCCGGGCCGGGCUCCAGCGGUGGACAGGGUGGACUGGGGCUUUUCAGCCUCACAGAGGCAUCCUCCAGUAGCUCUGCCUCUAGUACUAACAUCCCAGCCUCUGGCCCUGCCAGGAACCCCAGGGACAACAAUCUGCGCAAGAAGAAAGCAGCCAAUCUCAAUAACAUCAUCCACAGGCUGGAGAAGGCUGCCAGCAAAGAGGAUCCCUCAGAGUGGGAGUUCUAGCUCCCCCUGAUCAUCCUUCAUCCUUCUCGUCUCAUAACCUCACGACCUCUAACCUUGGACCCCUCCUGCUCUGUUCCAGUUGGAGAGUGGACACAGCCAAAGUCAAGCUCAGCAGCCAUUUUUAUUACGUAGAAGCUUUCCAAAAAGAGGAAAGAAACAAAGAGUGGUUGGCAAAACCCUUAAAAAGAAGAUUUACUGAAUACGUAGAAGAACAAAAUAAGAGAACUUAAUUGUUUCUCCUGGUUUUUUUUUGUUUGUUUUUGUUUUUAAAAACUGCGUUUUGUUUUUGUACUGAGAAAAGCACUUAGCCGUCCUGCUGGCCUCUGGCCCUGCUGUACCUCCCCCUAUCACCAGCCACUGGUGCACCAGACUGGUUAGUCCUGAGCUGGGGUCUGACCCACAGCUGGGGUUGAAACCUGGACUCAGUAACACAGGCAAGGCCUGACACAGCAGCUGUCACAGUGAUAGACACUGAUAGAUGAUAGAUAGAGACAGGAACUCUCUUACAAGAACUCUCACUUUCUUAAAGGAGAUUUUUUUCCGCUCUUCUUCUCACCUCCCAAGUGUCCACAAACCUCCCCUCACUCAGUGAGAUGCCUCAUUUUUCACACUGUAGAGUGACUGUUACAAACCCUUUGCCUUUUUCACUCACUGCGUGUGUGUGCGUGUGUUUGUAUGUUAGGGGUUGUGUCAGUGUGCACCUGUGUGUGUGUGUG